ACAAUUAGUAAACAUACAUUUAUACCAUUGGCAUUUAUUUAUGUGACCGUGACACUAAUUUAUUAUAGUAGAUAAAAACAACGGUAUUAAUUAUCCUAUCGUAGGUAAAUUAUUCCAUGUGGACAUUGUCACUGUCAUUAUUCAUUGAUGGCAUCCAUUUCUUCAUUCUGCGGCAGGCAUUGGCACUUUCUAAACGUACCAUACGUCUUGUUUACGUUGUAUUAAAAUAGUCUUUCUCAGUCAUAUUAUCACAGUGUUCACAAAAUAUGAGGUUCUAUAUGAUAUUUUCAGUAUUCAUUUUUAUUACAUAUGCCAGAAGCGAAUCCCCAGAGGAAUACAUCACAAACGAAAUAGAUGGUCAUGGAUACAAGUUAAUUUAUACAGCUGAACCCUGGACACGUGCUAAGGACAAAUGUACCGAAAUUGGUGCUAAGUUAUCAGUGCCCAAAUCUGAGGCGGAGUUUAGAUUCAUACAAAAAAUUGUACGAUCUAUGAAGUAUCCGGAUAUAAUCGGUAGCCGAUACAAAUUACUUGUUUGGCUUGGAAUAUACCAUAUCGAUAACCACACAACUUGGACGAACGUCGAUGGUGAGAACAUCGAGGAUACUGGUUUUCACACUUGGGCAGGACAAAAUGGACUAAUAUUCAGUGCCAAUCCAGCAGAGCCCCACUGCGUGGGAAUGGAUGCAGCAAACUACGGUCUGAGGUCGUACUGGUGCCAUCACCAUCAACCAUAUAUCUGCGAAAUUAAUAUAAACUCUACUACUCUCUACUAAGUAAUUAAUAUAGUUUUGAAUAUAACGUUUUAUUUAAAAGUCUGAAUUAUGAAAUAACAAUUAUUAUUAGGCUAAGAACUAUAUCAAGUCGACCUCUACGGGGGAAACCACCGUAGUUAAUUCGUGGUAAAUUUGUCACAAUGGACUAACUGAUCUGACCUCUUGCUGAUGCGUCUUAUCAUACUAUACUAGUAUUCCUCCAGCGUUGUGUACCAAUUAUUUAUUUUCUGAUUAAAUAUCCAAUAAUAAUAAAUACAGUUUACGAACCUAUAUAUUUAAUCCGGGUGAUAUCAGAAUGUAAUAUAAAAUUAUUGUAUACACACUUAACAAGAGCUAUAUUCGGUGGCCUUGGCCCUGAACUCGAAUCCAUAAAAUGGAUUAUAAACGAUUUUAGACACUGUUCAAGCAUCUAUAACAUAAAAUCACUCGAGCCGACUUCUCUGGGAUUAUGGUAAAAUUCCAAUAUAAAUGUAAAA
Achroia grisella is the source of this 1252-nucleotide messenger RNA. Its product is annotated as CD209 antigen-like. Gene Ontology annotation, molecular function: signaling receptor activity. The transcript is spliced from 6 exons. The record is from RefSeq and is a predicted model, not a curated record. NCBI's taxonomy places the organism in Eukaryota, Metazoa, Arthropoda, Insecta, Lepidoptera, Pyralidae. The coding region runs from base 267 to 776 and encodes 169 amino acids.